Molecule: messenger RNA, 2750 nt
Organism: Magallana angulata
Lineage: Eukaryota; Metazoa; Mollusca; Bivalvia; Ostreida; Ostreidae
Exons: 5
Coding region: 449-2539 (696 amino acids)
Molecular function (GO): zinc ion binding
Source: RefSeq, a predicted model, not a curated record
UAGGUACGGUUGUAAUAUUACACAGGCCUAAAAAUUCGGACAAUUUUUAUGUUGCUUACAAGAAGAAAACUCUUAUAUAAUAACAAUAAAGAAGUCAAGUGCAAACUUUUUAUCCGUAUAAAUUACCUUGCGAGCCGUUGCUAAGCAACGGUAACUUUACCUAUAUGCACCUUAUUUACCGGAAAUUCACAUUUUCCUAAUAAAUUUGAGCAUAAAACUUCAAAUAAAAUACAGAGCGCAGGCCUCGAGCAAAACCAAACAUGAUUUAAACAAAUAUACUAAUAAAGAGAAACAAAUUAAACAUAUAUUCAUUUUGCUCGAGGCCUGCGCUGGUAGUACAAUUUCCCGUUUUGUGACGAGUUUUUGGGGCGGAUUCAGUCGGGGUGUACCACGAGAUGCAGUUUUAUUAGCCAAGUAAUGAUAUAUCGAGGAAGAAAUCUUGUCCAGAAUGAAUGAAUCCAAACAUUAUAGUUGUGUACUGUGCAAAAGACGUCAUACCCAAAAGGAAAGGAGAAAAGUUAAUGAUGAAACAAGAAGGCUCUUAGAAAAAUAUUUUGCAAUUUUUGAUAUCUCGGAAUCAGCAGUGAUAUGUAACAAAUGCUCCCAUCUUUGCUACAAGAAGAAGCAAAAUAUAAACACAAUAGCACAAAGUCAAAGAUCUGUCUCAGAUGUUUAUAAUCCGCCCGUGAAGGUACCAAGGCCUCAGAAUCCAGACAGAAGUCCACCGUCGGUGACACUAGCCAUUCCGAGCACAAGUACAAGUCACUCAUACUGUUUUGUUUGUAAGAAGCCUGGACCGAAGUUAAUUGUUGCUUCAACAUAUGCUAGAUUUAGGGCCUAUAUUCAAUGUGAAUUAUUUGUCCAAUCCGGGUCAAGAUGCUGUCCAUGUCAUAUUGAAGAUGGAAUUCUUUCAAGAGAUGCCUUGGAAAAAGUAAAAGCCACCAAAAGUUCUUGUCAUCUGAACAGAACAUCGAUACUUGAGCUUCUACAGCAGGCCAGAGAGGAAGUCCUUAAAAAGGAGGGUAAGCGAGUUGACUUCGAUGAUCCCACAUGUUUGAGUGACUCUGACUACCACAACUUAACUGGACUCACUAAGGAGCAGUUUGAUGACGUCCUCACUCAUGUGAACAACAUUAGGCCCACAAAGACGAGGUCAAUCCGUACCUGCUUAGCCAUCCUUCUGACAAAACUACGCUGUGGAAUGGACAACCAAAUGCUCGGAACUAUCUUUAAUAUGACAAAAUAUCAGAUUCGCAGGGCAGUACAGUCUGCAAGGAAGGCUCUUAUGUCAGACUUCGUCCCGAGGAACAUUGGAUUUCCCCACAUCACCAGAGAGGAGAUUAUUAAGACCCAUACAAGGCCACUUGCACAACAUCUACUUUCAGACAUAACAACUGCCCCCGCAAUACUGGUGCUGGACGGAACUUAUAUAUAUAUCCAAAAAAGUGGAAACUACACCUUCUCCAGACGUUCCUUCAGUAUGCAUAAGCGCCGGCCGCUUUUGAAGCCGAUGAUGAUUGUUUCAACGACAGGAUAUAUCGUCAGUGUCCUUGGCCCAUACCUAGCGGAUCCAAAGAAUAACGACUCCUCUAUUCUGAACCAUUCCAUUCUUUUGAAUACCGAGGAAAUACAGAGAUGGAUCAAGGAGGACGACAUCUUUGUGGUAGAUAGAGGAUUCCGUGACUCAGAAUCAGUUUUAAACGACCUUGGUAUUCGGAUGGAGAUGCCUGCGUUUAUCCCGAAAGGCCAAAAACAACUAUCAACGGAAGAGGCAAACAACUCCAGGCUCGUUACAAAAGUCAGAUGGGUUGUUGAAUCUGUUAACGGUCGGGUGAAAACAUGGAAAUAUCUUGGCAAGACGCUUCCAAACAGUCAAAUUCCAUAUAUCGGAGACUACGUCAGGAUUGUUUGCAGUCUUUGCAACAAAUAUCGGCCUCCAAUCACCUCAGGAACAUUUGACGCUGAUAUUGCAGUCGCUUCUAAAAUGACAAUGUUGGCCAAGAAAACAAACGAACUCCAACAGUUUGUUCUUGAAAAUGGGCUGGAUAAAAGAUCCAUGAAAUGGACUUCCAUCGAUGCCGACAGCAACAUCGUAAAGGAUUUCCCCAGACUUGCUGAAGAGGACAUUAGAGAACUCACCAUCGGCGUGUAUCAGUUAAAAACGGCGAAGUCUUAUGCAGCAGAGCACCUCACAGAUGAUGGAAUGUUUGAAAUUCUGGUGAGCAAUGACGUUCCCAAUAUCGUUUGUGCUAAAAUUCAAAGCCGCCACACAUCAGCCAAAAAGUACUCACUGUGGAUUAAAUACUGUGAAACUAUCGUGUCCUGGUACUGUACUUGUAAAAAUGGAGCACGAGUCGUUGGAAUGUGUGGGCACAUAUCCUGCAUUAUUUGGUACCUGGCCUUUGCCAGACAUCUUAGUAAUGCAGGAGAUGAGUCUCUUGGUAUUCGGGAUUGGACAGAGGAUGUGGAUGAUGCAGCUCGAGCCAUUGACAGCUCCGAAGAUGAAGACGCUCUGGAUAAUCAGGGUCAGGAAGAGUAGCUAGCAGACUUACACGUAGUUUGUGCGGUAUAUGUAAUGUUUACAGUAUGAACCUGAACAGAUUUAUGAAAGAAAAUACGUUUCCAUCAAUUAAACUUAAUUUUAUAAUUCAACUAAAAAUGUAAAUGCAUGAUUUAGAUGAUUUGAUUUUGUUGAUUUAUUGAUGUUGUGUUUAUUAAAGACUUGUUUGUUUAUUGAAUUAGAAUGGAUU